GCACUAUGUGUUGCAGACUAUAUUAAGACAUGGCCCAGAGAUUUUAGCUCAAUAUGGAAAAGAAAAUUGACUGGAACUUCAGUACUGUUCCUGGUGAACAGAUACAUGUUGCUCUUGUCUGUUAUGAUUCAAGCAAUACCUGGUUUUCCUGGAAAUGGAACAGAUGAACAGUGCCAAGCAUUAAACAUAAUAUAUCCAAUUUGUGGAAUUUUGGCCUUAGUUGCAACCAAUGUUCUUUUUGCCCUGAGGGUUUAUGCAAUAUAUAGUAGAAAUAAAGUGAUUUUUGGAAUAGCUUCUGCAUUUAUCAUUUCAAGAUUCACACUUGAUAUAUGGAGUACAGUACUAGAAGUUAGUGUUUCCACAAUUGGAUCUCCAUCUCAAAACCUCUCAAGGUGUGGGCUAAGCAUUAAUAAUAUAGAUCAAUACACUCAACUGUUGAUUUUUCUAGUUGAACUGGCUAUUCCACUGUUGGCAUUGGGAUAUGACAUUUUCAUCUUCAUUCUAACUGCUAUAAAGACUGUGCAACAUUCACUGGAAAUGCAAAGGCUCAAUCAAUCUAGUAUUACACAAAUAAUCAUCCUCAGGAAAUUUAAAUGUAUGUCAUUGUAUCCAAAAAGAUUGCCCAACAUUCUCAUCAGCCGCCUGAUGCUCAACUUGCGCACAUAUUCUGAACCUGGCAAUACCACAAUAUCCCAAGGUCAACAGACCCGUGUGUCAUCAUUGAACUUUGCUUCCAACCAGAUGUUGGGGAAUAUUGGUGCUCCAUUGGAUGGGAGAUCUUUCAAUGAGGAAGAAGAAGAAGAA
Lentinula edodes (shiitake mushroom) is the source of this 804-nucleotide messenger RNA. RefSeq lists its product as uncharacterized. The transcript has 7 exons. The annotation marks the transcript as partial. The record is from RefSeq and is a predicted model, not a curated record. NCBI's taxonomy places the organism in Eukaryota, Fungi, Basidiomycota, Agaricomycetes, Agaricales, Omphalotaceae.